This is a messenger RNA of Thelazia callipaeda (thelaziosis nematode), 487 nucleotides long. The record is from the annotation of a GenBank genome assembly. Lineage: Eukaryota; Metazoa; Nematoda; Chromadorea; Rhabditida; Thelaziidae.
UUGCUAAGAAUGCAUCAAUGAAGAAUACAUUUCAGAGCCAUCUGACCAACCUGCAGGCCCACCUCGUUUCCUAAAAUGCAUUCGUGAUAUUUGGACACCACUGGGUGGAGAAGUUGAGUUUGAAGUUGAAGUAAGCGGUCAUCCAUUACCAGAAUUGACCUGGUACCAUGCAGAUGAAAAAGUUAUCGAAGACAAAAAUAUUCAGAUUUCAUUUAUAACACCGACCAGAUGUCAGCUAAAGAUAUCGAAUCUAAGUCUGCUACAUCUCGGCACUUACUCAGUGGAAGCAUCAAAUAUUCAUGGGAUUGUACGGACAAUAGCAUCACUUAAUGUAGGCAAAGAACGUACUCAAGUAGAACCACCCAAAUUUUAUGAAGAAUUCGAAAAGAAGCUCAUAGCAGUUGCACCUCGAACUUCGGAAACAAAUGAACUAGAUGCUUUAGCUACGGAUAAAGGGCAGCUGGUAAUAUAUUUGUUUGACUUUUGA